Messenger RNA from Oldenlandia corymbosa var. corymbosa, 2036 nucleotides. The record is from the annotation of a GenBank genome assembly. NCBI's taxonomy places the organism in Eukaryota, Viridiplantae, Streptophyta, Magnoliopsida, Gentianales, Rubiaceae.
UUAGAUUCAAAGCCUAAAAAGCCCAAUAUGUCUAACCAUUGUUUCUCGCCCUGAUAUAGUGGGUGACCGGCCGUUGCAAAUUUAGAGUUGGGCUGCAAAUUGCAGAGGAAAAAAAUUAUCCGGUAUAGGUGUAACCCGAGAAUGAAUCGACCCGUAACCCGUUGCUAUUAUAUCUCCAUUCUCUUUUCAUUUACUCGUCCCCUUCGCCGAUUAGCCUAACUUCUUCGCCCGCCAUUCUGGUUUUGGGGUUAAAGCUCGAAGGUUUAGUCUCAGUUUAGAUUCGGGUAAUUUCAUUUUAAUUCAUUAUUCUCAGCUUUCUUUGGAAUUUGUUGUUUGAUGACUUGAUCGUUGAUGGCGUCGUCCCUUUAAUAAGUUUCGGUUUUUUUUUUCUUCCUCUGUAUUGUGAGUUUUUACGAAGGCCAGAGAAGCCAAAUUUAUAUUGUUAUGGAGCAUUGAAAUGAUGGAUACUUUUGGGGUCCGAUUCACAAUAGUGACACUGUAUCUUUUAUGAGCAAUAACAGAUUAUUUGACACUUAAUAAUUUAGUACUGCAGUUUCUUUAUGCCUAAAUAUAAGUUAUUUGGAUGUAUAUGUAUUAUUAAUACGAAUCAACGACACACUUAGUUAUUUGUUUUCAAUUUAGUUUGACUUGUUUAUAUACGGUUUCUGCCAAUUUCAUAAUGAGGCAAUUCAUAAUAGGAUAUUUUUUUUUUUAUUGUCAAUGGACAACAGCAAUUACGGGAAUUUACAUGGUGUUACUACAUUUAACUGCUCAAGCCUGAGACUAUGGUUUGGAUUUCAUUUCAGUUUCCCACUCGUUUUGCUUUCAUUUUUCAGUAUUUGGUUAUUUGAUCUUUUGCCGAACUAGUUAGUUGGAUGAUGAUAGGAGUUGGGGAUGGACUGUGCGACAGCGCUGAGCCUCUGAGGUCUGUAUGGAUGCAUAUUACUAUCUCGACAAUAAUCCAUCAGUUAAAUGUUGAUCCUGUAAUUGCAAUCGGAUGCCAAUUAGUUAGGUGUCGGUCAGUUAGACAUUAUCUUAUUUAAUCGGCACUCUCAGAUUUCAAUACUUGUUAUACUUGAUUAUGUGUUUAGUAUCAUGUUGUAGACAGUUAAAAGAGGAUAUAGUAUUAUGAAUGUGAUAAACUAGUUGUUUCUUUCUAAAGUUGAAGUCUUUGAAGAUGAAUGUGAGCUUUGAGAUGGGGUUUCAAUGAUAUGAUUCAUUGAAGUUGUUUCUUAAACUUGAGUAUCUUUUAUGGUUUUUGUCAUACGAGAUUUAUACUGUGUUAUACACUUGCAAAUGCAGGGAAAAAUAGGCAGAAGAAGAAAUGAAUAAGAAGGAAGUGUUCAAGCUCGCAAAAGGGUUCCGAGGAAGAGCGAAAAAUUGCAUAAGGAUAGCUAGAGAAAGAGUGGAGAAGGCCCUUCAAUAUUCUUACAGAGAUCGCCGCAAUAAGAAGCGUGAUAUGCGGUCCCUUUGGAUAGAGCGCAUUAAUGCGGGUACCCGUCAGCAUGGGGUCAACUAUGGCAAUUUCAUGCAUGGACUGGUGAAAGAGAACAUACAAUUGAACAGGAAAGUUCUGUCAGAGCUCUCUAUGCAUGAACCAUACAGCUUUAAGGCUUUGGUUGACACUUCACGCACUUCCUUUCCUGGGAAUAAGAAGAAACCUGUGGUAGCAGCUCCCAAAAAGGAUGGUCUUGCAAUUGUUCUUUGAUCAUCAACCUUCAUUUGCUGCUCUUAAUUACGUAGUUUGUCACGUCGCUCCAGCACUUAGUGAUUCACUGAAAUGUAUGGUGAAAGAAUUGCAUUGCUUGAUCUUAUUAUCACAAACUUAACACUAGCCCAGGAGUAGUUAAACUAGGAGUUCACAAAGCUUGAUAUACUCCCUAAAUGUGAAUCUCCGCAGUUGGUUGAUAGAAUUGAUAUAUUUUGAUGGGAAUGUUAUGAUGCAGAAUUGCAGAUCCUACUUGUUCUUCUUAGUUUGCAAUGAUACUAUUUUGUUGCUUUGAAUCUGAUCUGAAUAAACAAUUGUUAACAAUAGC